This is a messenger RNA of Babesia bigemina, 2388 nucleotides long. RefSeq lists its product as hypothetical. NCBI's taxonomy places the organism in Eukaryota, Apicomplexa, Aconoidasida, Piroplasmida, Babesiidae. The coding region runs from base 1 to 2388 and encodes 795 amino acids. Gene Ontology annotation, molecular function: double-stranded DNA binding. The transcript has a single exon. Gene Ontology annotation, biological process: regulation of DNA-templated transcription. The record is from RefSeq and is a predicted model, not a curated record.
AUGCGAUUUGGGGUAGCGCUCUUUUUGCUUUCGAGCGCGACAGCCCUGUGUCUGCAGAUUCCCGGCGUUACCGGGCCGCUGCAAUCUCGCGGCUGCCUUGCUCGCCACGCUGAAGCGCAUACCGCAUUCGUAGGGUCGGGAAAGCGGGAAUACCGAAGCCAUGGAGGCGAAUGCUCCCCGUCCGCCACCUCCGAUGGCGGCAGGGCUUCGGGUGUCUUCAGUCGCAAUUAUCGGCGACAUGCGGAUUCCGGCUGCCAUUCGCACGAUGUGUCUGCAUCGCCGUACUGCGCGUAUGGCGCCUCGGACGCCGUAUACGGAGGAAGAGGUGCGCCAUCGAGACAGGACGGAUGCGCUGCACAUUUUCAAUCGCAAAGACCGUUUGCGCUGCGGUCCUUUUUCGGCUCCGUGAACAGCGUGUUCACGGAUGCGGAAUACGAGCACCGGUUGGAGCUCAACAAAAAGUACGACACCAUCACCGAUGAGACCGACGAUUCGGGGUUGCCCCUGGCGCCGGAGAACGAGGACUACGACGUCGACGACGCUGUGCCUGGAUGCGAUUCCGACCUGAGCAUGCCGCCGUCGUCGAAGGAAGAGUGGUACCUGAAGCGUCUGGCCCGUGGGCGUCGCUUCUGGCACAAGUACUUCGCGGACCCGUCGCAGCAGUCCCUCCGCUUCUACAGGCUGGUCAAGAUGAAGCACGACCUGAAGUACUGCAACCGCGUUGUGAGGCGGAAAUACAUCGAGCUGCGGCCGGAAAUCAAGCCCGAGGUGGUGGACGGGCGCGUCCAGCCGCUGACGCGCCGACAGCGGAACCAGAACCGCAGCCGCAUCCAGGUGGUACGCACCACGGUGGGCUACGACAACACGAGCGACGACAGCAACGUGCUCAUCCUCCUGACGUUGCCGCAGGCCCGUUUGGUGCGGAUGGUCGAGCGGAUCCGGUUGCCGCACCUGCUGGCCUUGCGCAACUACGAGAUGCUGCGGCUGCUGCGCCACUCGAUGCUGUUCAUGUCCAAGCCGAACAUCUUCGAGAGCACCGUCGACUUCCUGCUGACCUUCUCACGCUUCAACCCGGCGCACGAAGGCGAAAUUCCGUUGUUCUGCGACCUGCCGUCGAAGCCGGUUAAGCGGUACCGGCCCAUGAUCUACGCCGUCAUCGGGAAGCUGCGCCAGGACCCCUUCGCCGACCACCUGCUCAAGGUGCGCCGGUCGCAGCCGCCCCCGAUCAGGGAGCCGUUCCCGCGGUGCGAGUCCAACGAGAGCAGCACGUUGACCAGGUUCCUGGACUCCUGCGCGACCCUGGUCACGGAGAGGCUCCGGCACGCGGAAUACGACUUCGACGCCGUCAUGGACAGAGACUUCUCCGACAACUUCAAGGAAAUGAUGCCCACAUACACGACCAAAGAGAGCGUCAACCGCAUCGAUUACCCGGUGACGGUGUCCUUUUCCAAGGAGAUGGCGGCGUAUCUGCGGGAGCCGGUGGAAUCGCCCGCCGAUGGCGGCGCCGCUGCCGCCACCAACAGUAGCAGCCAGACUAUACAAGAGGCAGCAACUGAGGAGGGAAUAGAAGCGUGUGGUGCUUCCGAAUGUGGCACGUCUGGGGAGGACGGGGAGGAGGCCAUGCAUGGCCGCGAUGAUGACGGCGAGGCUGGUGUUGCCGUGCCGCCGCGUGGCUCCACCGCCGCGUGGACGCGCGACGAGGUGAAGCUCAUGUUGAAGAGGGUGAUGAAGCUCGGGCUGACGAAGCCCUCGACGCUGAUCGACCGGUUGCGGCGGUUGCACUGCGACAUCGGGUUCAGCUUCGAGGACCUGCUCUGGCUGGGGAGGACCCGCCCGCAGCUGUUCCGCUUCGGCAACUACCGACAGCGCUGCCAGCAGAUUUACGACUGCGACGAGGCGCUGACCUUCGAGGACAUACUGUCGAUGGUGCACCGCUACCCCAACCUCCUGACGCUCAACGUGGCGCGGACGGUGCGGCCGAAGAUUUAUUAUUUCCGACGCGUCAUGCGGAGGGACGUGGCCGACCUUAGGGCGUUCCCCAAGUUCCUCAGCUUCUCGCUGUACGACCGCAUCGUGCCCAGGCAUCUGGCGGUGAUGAACGCCGCGUACCGGGGGGAGUUUCUGAAGGUGUACCGGUUCCUGUUCGAGUCGGGGUUCUACAAGGGGUACGGCCAAACGGUGACUGACGAGCGCGUGCCAGACAUCCUCCCUGCGGACCACGCGCGGUACCUGGCGGCGUACGAGCAGCUCAGCAGGGCGCCUGACCUCAGGCUGAUGUUCACCUCGAGCGACGACGCCUUCCUGCGCCACUUCAAUUUAUCGUACCGCGACCUGGCGCAGGGCAAGGAGGACGCCAUGAAGAUACCGCUGCCCGCAGACGUGCUCUAG